Drosophila rhopaloa is the source of this 2359-nucleotide messenger RNA. RefSeq lists its product as uncharacterized. The record is from RefSeq and is a predicted model, not a curated record. NCBI's taxonomy places the organism in Eukaryota, Metazoa, Arthropoda, Insecta, Diptera, Drosophilidae. The transcript has a single exon. Bases 396 to 1742 code for a protein of 448 amino acids.
AUAACACAUACACCCUUCAUUCGAUCGGCAAAAUUUCUCUUUCGGCAGCAAACAAAAAACUGUUGUAAAUUAACGUAUCUGUACCGUGUUCUUCUGUUGGGUUAUUGGUCCUCAGUGUCUAGACUGCCUAUUUCCCGGUUUUCCUCCAGACCGAAACCACCGUAUUAAGAUAGCCGCAGAGAAGCCCAACGAAACCGCUACAAAAAAAAGAAAGAAGAAUAUUUCCGAUAACAAUAUCGUCGUCAACUACAUAAAUCUCCGAAAGCCCAAAAAUCGAAGCGCCGCCAUCCAGAGAUUAGCACUCAAAAAGAAUUUGAAGAAGUCGAAGAGCGCUUUUGGGAAUAUACUCGCAUAUAUAAUAUAUAGUAUAUUAAGUUCCUGGCAGGAUAAGAGCAAUGGAGGACUUGCACCUUAAACUCGACGAUUUGCCGCAGCAGACGCUGGCUGCCCGGCACAGUUUGAUUCUGGGCCAGAAACUGGGUGGUGAAAUUGGAUCCCAACAGUCGCCGCAUCACCAUCUCAAUCACCAGCUCAGUCAGUUGAGCCAGCUCAAUCAGUUGAGCCAGUUAAACCAGUUGAGUCAACUGAAUCAACUGAGCCAGCUGCAGCGCCAGCUCCACCAACAACUGAAUCUCUCGACUGGCCUGAAUCGCCUCUCAUCGGGCCUGAAUCUCAGUUUUGGCCUAAACCACAAGCUGACCGGCACUGUCACCGGCACCGGCGGUGACCGCCAUCACCUGCAGCGGCGUCUCUCCCAUCAAAUGCAAAUGCAAAUGGGCCUGGGUCUGGAUCUCGAUCUGGAUCUGGCCGUGGAUUUGGAUCUCAAACUGGAGGGUAGCAGCACGAACAGCACUAGCAGUAGCAACAGCAGCACCAGCACCACGAGCAGCGAUCAUGGAUCUGGAAAUGGUCUUGGUGGCCAAAGGUGGACCACCCAAGCCCAAGUUCACGUUGCCCAUGACCCUGCCCAGGAUAACAAUGGUGAUUCGCUGAAUGUGAAGGGCUGCCUAAAAAGUCACGAUGGGGAAAUGGAGAAGGAUUCCAAGCCUCCAGCCACGGAGAAGCACGGAGAGGACACAGCCAAGCCCUCUGCCUCCAUUUUCCUGAAGGCGGCCAAUUCCACGCUGAAUGCCGAGGCCACUGCCUAUACGAUGCCUGGUAGUAAACUGGAGACCACCGCUCAUCAUGGAGGCAGAGGACUCCUGCCGAAACCCUCGCAGAUUCCCAGUGAAUUUCGGCUGAAUGCCGAGGCGCCCGUCUUUAAACCCACUUCGCUGGGCGGUGGCUUGCUGGCUCUACCGGCUUCCGUAUCGCAACCUCUACUGCCGGCACCACCACAUCUGCAUCUGAAUGCCCCACUACUUUCCGCCCAGGGAGAAACGCAAUGCCCAUUUGUGCUGCAGCGUUGUGGCACCAAGCAGAAUAUCCGGUGGCGCAAACAGCCACUGCCCGACCUUUUCAAUGCCGUGCUCUCACUGAUGCGGGAACUGUCGCGAUCCGUCAGCUAUCCGGAGAUCAUAAACACCCUGGCACUGAGGCUCCAGCGGCCGGAGGUGGAGCUGAAGCGCCAUGUGCCGCACACACUCCAUGCCGCCGUCAACAAUGGCUAUUUGAAGAAGGAUGGCAAUCGGUAUACGCUCGUGUCCGAAACGGAGCAGGUGAAGAUCAUGCUGCGCAACCAGGAGGCCGCCCAGCGCGCCAAGGAGCUGGAGAAGGAGCCAUUGUCCUGGCGGAAGCGUUAGUUCCUCAAUAUCGUAUAUAUGGUAUAUAUACCCAAUGGAAUCUAUUUCGGCUGCGAACUGUGCGCUCGCAUCCGUGAUAUUCAACCUCAUCCGCACAUCCUGCAUCUUGGAUACUUUAUCCUGCAUCCUACAUCCACAUUUCAUACCUUUCGGCUUCAUUCCUUUUAUACUUGAGCUAGCACAGCACUCGCGGCUGUGAGCCUGUAGUCCUGUGAGUUGCACAACCCAGAGCCCCGAGUCCUGUGCCGCGAAGACGAGCCCUGCAAAUAAUGGUUUUACUGUACGUGAACUAUGUUGCGCGGACCAGUGAUCCGUGCGAUCCACAAUGUGAUCCUUGAUCCGCGAUCCACGGUCCGCAAACGAAGUCACGAUGACAUAUACAAAUGUAUAUAUAUAAUUGUUAUAUAUAUAUAUAUAAGCCCAAUGGGGCCGGCCUUUGGUCGAGCUGCUGCCUCCAGAGGAUGUUUCGUUGCCUGCUGUUCCCUUUUGUGUUCUAACAAACCUACGCACAACCGAGUUGUUCUGGUUCAGCGCUUUAUAUUUGCAAGCUAUUCGGGUAAAUAAAAUUGUAGUUUUUCAUGGAUCUCAAUUAAAAGAUGGGUAGAAAGAGAUGUGAA